Messenger RNA from Benincasa hispida (wax gourd), 791 nucleotides. Lineage: Eukaryota; Viridiplantae; Streptophyta; Magnoliopsida; Cucurbitales; Cucurbitaceae. The record is from RefSeq and is a predicted model, not a curated record.
AUGGGAUGCUCAUUACUUGGUGAUACUUCCUUAUGGCUAAUCUUUCAUUAUUUUUUUUUCAAGAAAUCUAGAACUGUGGAACUGGAUGGAAAGACCAUUAAGCUCCAGAUUUGGGACACUGCUGGUCAAGAGAGAUUCAGGACUAUAACAAGCAGCUAUUACAGAGGUGCACAUGGAAUAAUUAUUGUUUAUGAUGUCACUGAGAUGGAGAGCUUUAACAACGUCAAGCAAUGGCUGAAUGAGAUUGAUAGAUAUGCUAAUGAUAGUGUAUGCAAGCUUUUAGUAGGAAAUAAGUGUGAUUUAGUUGAGAACAAGGUGGUUGACACACAGACGGCAAAGGCAUUUGCGCACGAGCUCGGAAUCCCUUUUCUAGAGACGAGUGCCAAAGACUCGAUCAAUGUAGAGCAAGCUUUCUUAACUAUGGCUGCUGAAAUAAAGAAAAAAAUGGGGAGCCAGCCAACUUCGUCCAAGUCAUCAGGGAAUGUGCAGAUUAAGGGGCAGCCAAUUGAGCAAAAGAGCAGUUGUUGCAGUUGAGCACUUUCUCACGCCUAAUUAUAUAAUGGUAAAAUCCAAGUUAACAAUUUUCUAAGAUGAAAUUGUUCUUUACUUUGUGUUGGGUCAAGGGUCUCUAUGUAAUUGUGAAUUAUUCUCUGUUUGAAUCCUUGUGUGUAUAAAUGCUUUGUGACAGUCACCUUUGGAUACUCUCUCUUCCCUUCCUAAUCAUCACUAUAUACUAAAGUUUGGAGAGAAUUAUAUCCGUGUAGAUUGGAGUAAAGAAAAUCAUUCUGACA